This is a messenger RNA of Zasmidium cellare ATCC 36951, 2553 nucleotides long. RefSeq lists its product as uncharacterized. Lineage: Eukaryota; Fungi; Ascomycota; Dothideomycetes; Mycosphaerellales; Mycosphaerellaceae. The coding region runs from base 1 to 2553 and encodes 850 amino acids. The transcript has 5 exons. The record is from RefSeq and is a predicted model, not a curated record.
AUGGGAAUCGGCCGACUUUACUACUUUACUGUGGCCUUUCUUGCUUCGACGUAUAUCAGCUUAACACAUUACAAGAACUUCGACGGCAGCUGGCACCGACCCAAAAACCAAGCCAAGAAGGCGAGGAAGAAGGCCGAAGCGAAGGCCAAGGAAGAAGCUGCCGCGAAAUCAGAGAAGCUCGUCGACGACCUCGAGCGCAGAGCCAGAGCAGAGAGGCACGCCCAUAGGAGGCACCGCCGCCGAGAUGACACACCCGCCCCAAGAGCCCCUCACCCCGCCGCCGGAAACAGACACCCCCGUCGUGGGUCUCGGGCUUAUGAUGACGGUGGCGACCGAUACGGAGAUGGAAGAUACGGUGACGAGCGAUACAGCGACGGAUCAAGUCGCUCCAGCAGCGUCUACGCCAAGAGCCACGGCUACAGCACCAACCCACUAUCCAGACGACACAGUUCACACAAGCAGUUUGAGCACCGAGUCAAGCCAAACCCAUACAGCGAAUACGUCCCCGAGGCAAGUGCCCACAUCCUUGGAACACCACCACCCCCCGAACCCAUGGGACCAGUCCACAGCACCAAGCGCCACUCCUCCUUCCGCAAGCCAGCCGACUUCGCCAUGCCAGACCACACCCGACCAGGUCAUACCACGCGAGACGGAAGAUUCGAGCACUUCACGCUCCCUUCGAGGGACCGUGAGCGUCCAACACAACAAGCACCAGAUGAACAAGACGUGUCGCAGCUUUCGUCACCGGUGCUGCAUCCAGGUGGCAAGCUACAUAAGCGGCGGAUGGAUGUGUCGCCUGAGAAGUUCAACAAGGGACACUUCGAGCCGCUCAAGGUCCGUACCGAUAUCCCGCUGCCGGUCAAUGAGCCUCCUGUCAAGCGCACGCGGACAGGGAAUGCGGAAAAGAAGAUUGAGAUUUACUAUGAUUCUGUUGGCACGCCGAAGAUCAAGGAGACGCCGGAUAGUAUCGAGGCCGGCUUCACUCCGAAGACUGCUGCAUUUCCUCCCAAUGUGAUGAAUGCUACUCCACUUCCGGCUCCCAAAACUGCAGACCCGGGGAAGGGGAAGGGGCACAUCCAUGCUGCGAUGAGGUUGCUUUCAGGACUGACGCCAGAAAAGAGAGCCAAAGCCAUGGAGUUCGUCAGAAAACAGAAGAAGUUCAGCUUGCUGGAUUCCUUCGUCAGAGACGACGCUCUCUGCAUGAUCCUCGUCAGCUACCUGCCCAUGCCCGCAUUAAUUGACCUCUACGCAAUCUCCAAAUGGUUUCAUUACAAGUUCAACAAAGAAGCGACGGCUUUCAUCCUGGCGAGCAUGCGGACGUGGGCGCCAAAGGCUGAUCAGAUCUUUCCGUGGAGAUGCUACAAGCAAUUGUGUAUCAAGGAUCCUGAGAAGAAGCAGAAGGCGAGCGCUGUCAAGCAACGUGGUGGUCCUGAUGUCGAGGCGGAUUAUAAUCAGAUUGCUCAGGGCUCGAGAGAUGUGCCCAGCUUGAGAUGGUUGCAGAUGGUGGUGUAUCGCAAUCUCAUCUGCAAGGACAUGAUCAUCUCGCUGGGAGCUCGAGGAUUGAGAGUGAGUCCAGCUAUUAUGGAUCCUCUCCAGCGCAUGUGGUUCAUCCUCGACCUCCCCCUCAACGCCCACCGCAUCGCCCUCAUGCACAGCGAAACCUACAUGACAACCGAAGCCCUCAAAAUCGCCACCCAAUUCUUCCUCAAAAUCGACAUGGCCCUCACAGACCCCGGCCACACCCUCGAACCCUUCAACCCCAUCAACCCCGCCCAACACUGGAUCGCCUACGUCGGCAGCUCCCUCCGCCAACUCCUCAUCUCCGAGACAUCCUUCACGCCGCUCUGGCGCGUCCUGAAAAACUGGUCGCCCAUCCAAGACGUCGAGCGCGACGAGGAACCGCACGCCUGGCCCCUCCCCCUCGAAGAAGCCGACAUGUACGAACUCUACUGGCGCCACAAAGGCCGCGUGCCGCGCGACAUCCCGCCGGAAUCCGCCCUCUCGCACGUCCUAGGCGGCUCCCUGUCUCCACAACCCAUCGCCGGCUACGAACGCCUCUACAGCCCCGAAGACGACAAGACCCUCACCCCACCACAAAUCUCCAAACUCAUCACAACGUACGGUCCCAAGGAACUCCGCCCCCCGCCGCAGCGCCUCCUGACGCCGGUGGAUCUCAUCAUGAAGGAGGCGAUUCGGAGGAAGCUAAAACAGCAUGAGUGGUGGGUUGAGAUGAUGCUGGAUGGGUUUGAGGAGGUUAAAGGGAAGGGGAAGGGGUUUCCGUGGAAUGAGCGGGGGUUUUAUGAGUUGGCGGGGAGGGAUUUUAGUCCGGCUGUUAGGGGGAGGUUGGAGAGGUUGAGGAGGGAGGAGGCGGAGAAGAAGAGGAAGGUUGAGGAGGAGCGGGUGGGUGGUGGGGAUGGCGAUGGGGAGGUUGGGUGUGAUAAGGAUGGUGGGGAGAAGGGCGAUGAGAGGGGUGAUGAGAAGAAGGUCGAUGAGAAUAAGGGCGAUGAGAAAGGCGAUGGCGAGUUUAGUAUUGACCCAUCUGACUUAGAUUGA